AUGGCGCAGCCUUUGCUCCGGAAAACUUUCCUCCGGCUGAGGGGCAAGGAGCGCCCGCGGGGACGGAAGGCGGCGCCCGCCGCGCCCCAGGACCAACCAGAUCCUUCAUUGGAGCUGCCGGAGGAUUCACAUCGACCUUCUGAACCUAAGUCGGUGGAUACUGUUCUGUUGGUUGAUGGAGGCCAGAAAAGUGUUGCCAUCACUGUGUCACGGAGACAGAAUUGGGCCAAGUUCACCUGGAGCUGUCAAGAGGACUCUCAUAAGAGAAGGCCACGCCGGAGCCUUUCCCCGGAGCCACCCGCCCCGGAAGACAUUGGCUCCGUGGCAGCCGGACCUAGUAAAGAUGCUGACUUGCUAGCCACCUCCCCGGAGACAGGUAACCCCGGCCUCAACACCAAAUAUAGCAACCAAGGUGCUUAUCUGCAGAGCCUGGAAAAAAGUAGCCGCCGGUGGGUGCUCUCCACAGGGAAGACUCAAGGCGUAGAAGACGAAGCUCCCACUUCCGCCACUGCGAUGGAAGGGCUCCACAGGCCUGGCAACUCCCAGGGAGAAAUCUGGUACAACCCAAUUCCAGAGGACGAGGACCUCCCCUCCCUUGGAAGGAAGGGUGGUGGUGGUGGUGAGAAUGGGGACAAGAAGAGGAACCCAGCGGAAGUUAAAGUCCCACAUGAACGUACAGAUAUUGGCAGUGUAGAUAUGAAGGCAGCCAAUAAUGUGCAGAUUUCUCCAACCCAACGGAAGGGCGUUAAAGAAGUGGAGGUGCUGGGCAGCCACCAGUCUGAGACUUGCGGAAAGGUACCUGCUGCAACUGUGGAUCCUGAAGAAAGUCCUGCCGGGGCCACCCUGGCGGCCCAGAACACCAGCGCCAGUCGGAAGAGCCAUUCCUUCAGCAAGACCAAGUCCCCAGGCCCAGUGCGAAGCCUCUCCAUCAAAAUGAAGAAGCUGCCAGAGCUGAGGCGGAAACUGAGCCUGCGCAGCUCCCGUCCCCGAGGGCCAGAAAGGGCUUCCUCUGCUAAGGAGUCGGGGAAUGUCAUCAGCCGCUACCAUCUGGACAGUAGUGUGGGAGCUCCGCGACCUGUCACCCGAGACAAGGCGGCCAGCCCUGGGGGGUAUUUGAGUGACAGUGACUCCCCAGAAUCUCCGGCCAAGGCAAAGGCAGGCCUUGGCCUCGAAGGGUCACCAUUCUGGCCGUACAGUUUUGCUGAGCAGCCCAGCAGUCCGGAGCAUUUCUCUGGCCUUGUCAGCAUCCACCUGCUGGGGAUCCAGGGCUUCAAGCCUCCCAGAGCUGAAGCCAGAGAGCUCUUCUGCAUUCUGCAAGUGGAUUCCGUCAACAGGGCUCGCACAGCCCUCCUGCCUUGCCAGGCUGCUGUCCUCCCCCUCAACCAUUCUUUCCAGCUGGAGCUGGAGGACGCCCAGCUUCUCAAGAUGGUGGUCUUCUCCUGUGAUCCUGCGGUGGGCAAGAACCGAGUUUGCUGCCAUGGCACCAUCAUUCUGCCCCAGGUUUUUCAAGGUGGUAGGACCCAGCAGUUAGCCCUGCAACUGGAGCCUCAGGGGCUUCUUUACAUCAAACUCACUCUGGUGGGUCAGUGGGAUCCAACUAAUUCUGAACAGGAGCCACAAGUCUUUGGAGUGAAGCUGAACCAGCUGGUGAAAAAAGAAGGCGCUGCCAUCAAGGUGCCACUCCUAAUCCAGAAAUGUGUCACCCAGAUUGAGAAACGAGGAUUGAAGGUGGUGGGCCUGUAUCGCUUGUGUGGCUCAGCAGCAGUGAAGAAGGAGUUGCGUGAUGCCUUUGAGAGAGAUAGCGCUGCUGUUGUUCUUUCUGAAGAUCUUUAUCCAGACAUCAAUGUGAUUACAGGGAUCUUGAAGGACUAUUUGCGUGAGUUACCCACUCCUCUUAUCACCGACCUCCUCUAUCAGGUGGUGCUGGAGGCCAUGUCCAAUAGGACGGUGGGGCUGGAAGUGAAGGAGCCAACAACAGCUCUCCUGAACUGCCUGCCAGAGGCUGAGAAGGCCACUUUGACAAUGCUGCUUGAUCACCUUAGUUUGGUUGCUGCUUUCCAUACCUUCAACCGCAUGAAUGCCCAGAACCUGGCUGUGUGCUUUGGGCCUGUGCUCCUGAGCCAAGGGGCGGGUGGGACCGUAGCCUCCAGAUCUGGCCAACAGCAUUGCACUAUUGCCAGCACCAGAGAUUUUAAACAUCAUCUUGAAGUGUUAAACUACCUGUUGCAGACCUGGCCAGUGCCACGUAGGAAGACGGAAGACGGGGAACGUACCUUUCCAACCAAGCAGGCCUGUCGUCAGUGCCACCCUCCCCUGGAUCUGCCACUGGCAAAGACCACCGUCACUACUCGAAGUCACCCAAGAGGAUUGGAAAGUCCUCCAAGAAACCGUUAUGCUGGAGACUGGAGUGUGUGUGGACAGCAGUUCCUGAGAGCCUCCCAGCCAGGCAGCGAGGCCGACUACGAUGAGGUGGCAGGGAGUGAGAGUGACAGGGAAGAGGAGAACGAGGAGGGGGCUUUGAGGACCGUCUACAUGGGCGAUUUUGCCCUGGUGGAGGAUGCAGAGACUCCCUUUAGCCCGAGGCUCAAUUUGAAAGACUUUGAUGCUCUCAUCUUGGACCUUGAGUGAGAACUCGCCAAUCAAAUCAAUGUCUGCCUAUGAAUCUCCUCUCAGGACUUCACAGCACUGCCAGCUGAAGUUGCCUCAGCAAGUUCUUUUUUCUGACUUGCAACCUAUGCCAGUGCUAUUUCUGGCCACAGAUUUUGGCUCUCCCUUUUGGCUUUGGCUACUAUUGAAGAGCCACCAUGAGCUCUCAGUCAUUGGCUGAAAGGUCACCGUUGAUGGGAUUCUCCCCUCAAUCUAUAGGUGAGCUGGGAACAGAAGAGAGGCAGGAGCUCCCAAUCAGCACCUUGUUCACGUAUCUCAGUGAAAUCCUCCUCGACUUGGAACCUUCCGGAUGUGUUGGAACUCGGUGCCUCUAUUUCCCAGCCAUCGUGGCCAACACACCUGUAAGGCAGAGGCUGGGAAAGGCAGCUUUAAAUGCUUCCAAGGAAGAGAGGAUUUAUCCAUGGAUUUUUCUUUUCUUUUCUUGAAAAGGUAAAAUUGAAAAUGUAAUGUUUUUGUGCAUGCUUUCCUCAUCGUUCAGAGCACUUUACUCAUUCUGGAAGGUAGGUCGAUAUUAUUCUGAAUCUGUACCUAGAAUCCAGACUGAAACACAGUAUCUUACCAAAGACUGAACUGAUCUGUGAUUGGGAUCAAGGCGCCUUUUUGCUCCUAAUUUAACCGUUGUGCUCUGGGCUGGCCGUAAGAAUCUCCUGGAAUCACCGAAGAAGCGCCUUUAGUGGAUAAUCUGAUUGGCACUGGGCAGCUGGGAGUCUUAUCUUAAAUUCCACCCAAUUUUCCCCAUUUCAACUUCGAGGUAUUCUGGGAAAUUCAAAGGGCAGUUUCAAAUUAAGGGAAACACUUCAUUUUGAAAGCAGUAGAAAGAUUUGGAAUGGCAAAGAUACUGCAUUUUGUAAUUUUUAGCUUCUUUGGCGAUAGUAGCUUAUCACAAAAUCAUAUAAUCAUAAACACAGAAUUACCUUUUAUGGUAUUGAGUCCAAUCUACUUUCUGUACUUCCUGUAGUGCAGGAAUUCAUGUUAAAGCGUGCCUGUUUUAACCUCUAUUCGAACAUAUCCAGUGGGAAGGAUUCCGUCACCACACUGGAGAAUUGAUCCCAUGGCAGAACAUUCUAUUGGACUCUGUAACUUAGAUUCAUUAUUGCAUAAUGAAUUAUUCCUAUUCUCUGGAUUAAUAAGACUUCUUCUGCGUGACGACCUUUCAGGUAUUCAAGGAAUGGUGUGAUAACCCUUGUCCUCCACAUUUUCUCACAAUUAAAUAUUAAUA
Molecule: messenger RNA, 3886 nt
Organism: Thamnophis sirtalis
Lineage: Eukaryota; Metazoa; Chordata; Lepidosauria; Squamata; Natricidae
Gene: SYDE1
Product: synapse defective Rho GTPase activating protein 1
Biological process (GO): signal transduction; cell migration; regulation of Ras protein signal transduction
Cellular component (GO): synaptic membrane
Molecular function (GO): GTPase activator activity
Source: RefSeq, a predicted model, not a curated record